AUGCACUCGGCACCUACCGGCACGCGCCCCCUCAGCGCCCUCAGGGAGGCACCGGGCGGCCGGCGGGCGGGAUCCGGGUGCGGCGGCCGCCGGGGUCCUCACCGGCUGGGGGCGCGGGGCCGGGAACGGGGCCGGUGGGGGGCCCGGGCGGGUGGCGGGGCCGGUGCGGGGCCCUCCCCGCAGCGCCGCCCCGCGGGCGGAGGCAGUCGCCGGGAGCCGGUGCCGCUCCGCUCCCUCAGCCGGGGGCGGCGGCGCGGGCGGGGCGGGGCGGCCCGAUCACCUCAGCGGGAGCUGCCGCGGAGGACGCGCUGGCUGCUGCCGCAGGUGCCUCCUGCCUGCGCAGACCGGCGAGCCCGGAGGGCGGGCGGGCUCCCUCCGCCGCGGGAAGGCGACGGCUCCUCUACCACCUGUGGCGGCGGCGCGGCGGAGCCCGACACCGGCCCGGCGGCCGUGCUGGGCUGCCUGCGGGAGCGACACGCCGCGCUGCUGAGCACCUUCCGGCCGCCGAUGGAGCUGAACGCCGCGGCGGAGCACGGCGGCCGGUCCGCGGUCCUGCGGAGGGAGCUGCUCACCGCCCCGCCGCCGGGGGGCGCGCUGGCGCAGGGGGGCGAUGGCGGCGCCCCGUUCCCCACCGACCCGGCGCCCCCUGAGGAGCUACCGUGGCCGCGGGCCGUCUCCGAGCUGCGGGGCCUCUUCCAGGGCGGCGGCGGCGGGGUACCCCUGCCCACUGGCACGGGGGGGCCCCGGCGGGAGCCACUCCCCAAGCCCUGCAUGCUGCCGGUGCGCUGCGUGCUGCCCCCCGCCGCCGCCACCGCCCCGGGGCCGCCUGAGGAGCCGGGGUCCCCCCUGACACCCCCACCAUUGCUGGAGGAGGAGGCCGGGUCCCGGUCGCCUGGCCUGCGGCGGGGGCCCAAAAGCCAUCGGGCCAGCGAGGAGAUGGCAGCGGUGCCCCUGGAAGAGGCAGAGCACCAGUGGCUGGUGAUGGCGGCCAGCGGGCAGUGGACCCAGCAGCUCCAUGGGCUGCUGCUGGGCGAUGCCAGCUUGGCAGCCCGGAGGGACUUUAUCUCGGGCUUCACUGCCCUGCACUGGGCCGCCAAGAACGGCAACUGUGACAUGGUGACAAACAUCAUCAGAGCGGCCGAGAAAGGGGGCGCCCGCGUCAACGUGGAUGCCAGGUCACAUGGUGGCUACACGGCGCUCCACCUGGCUGCCAUACACGGCCAGGAGAAGAUCAUCAACAUGCUGGUCUACAGCUACCACGCCAAGAUCGACCUGAGGGACUACAGCGGGAAGAAGCCACACCAGUACUUACAGGAAGGGGCCUCCUCUGCGGUCAGGCGCUUGCUGGGAGACCCCAGCCUUCCCAACACGGAGCCCUCUGUGCCCAUCAAGAAGACCACAAAGCUUGCGGCUUCAAUCUUGAGCUCCACUAGCACUUUCUUGGGGGUCAUAUCCGAUGACAUGGCUUUCUACGACCUCACCAAAGGUCUGAGGAAACCCUCGUCCUUAAACAAGCUCCUGGCUGCCACUACAGGCCCGAGGAGGAAGCCAAAGACCAGAGGGGGAUUCCCUUCAUAUUCCUCCCUCUCCGAGGUAACAGAGGAGGAGGAAGAGGUCGUCGUGAAACGCAGACCUGUUUCUGAGCUGUUCUUUGGCCACUAGCUUCUGCCUGCUUGGGAUAAAAGUUGUUUGAUAAUGUGA
Messenger RNA from Falco peregrinus (peregrine falcon), 1701 nucleotides. RefSeq names its product sosondowah ankyrin repeat domain family member A (gene SOWAHA). The record is from RefSeq and is a predicted model, not a curated record. The coding region runs from base 1 to 1662 and encodes 553 amino acids. The transcript has a single exon. Gene Ontology annotation, molecular function: protein binding. Lineage: Eukaryota; Metazoa; Chordata; Aves; Falconiformes; Falconidae.